AUGAAGAAAGUAUUAUGUUUCGUCUUCCUUACUUUCACGUUGGUCCUCAGCCAUCAAGAUGUGAAUAAGAGAGGGGGCGCAGGUUCCAAAGAAAAACUUCAAGUCACUCCACAAAAUACAAACGAAGCACUUGCUAAUCUGAUGACGGUAGGCAAGCCUAUCAUCGAUACCGAUGGGUCAGGGAUAGUUUCUCCUUAUUGCAAUAGCGGGGAUAUGGCACCUCGCUGUAAACUUGAUAAAGAUGGGGGUUACUUUUGCAAUUUCGAACACACGACCUGUUAUGCUACCGGCGCGGUAGCUACAAAUGAAGUGAAAGUGUAUUCAAAAACUCAUGAACUUAGCGUCCCAACUGGCAGCGAUCAAUGUGCUAACCGACCAGAAUUUCAAGCCAUUUUUCUUCUUUUCGCCGAAAAGGGAGAUACGUACACGUUCCUUAAUCCGAGCGUGGCUCCUUGGUUCUUUACUGCCCCGCUUGGCGGAUGCGACAUGUUCGUGGCAACUGAAACAAACCACGGCGAUAGACCCCUUGUUAUACACUCAAAUCGAAACAACAUUCUUAACGCGGUAGACAAUCUCCGGGCCAAGGAACAGUUUGUUGACCGGUUAUUGAGUAGGCUGCAAAGAACGUACAAGGUGAUUGCUCGCGUUUACUGGACGUCAGGCAAGAAGGAAGAAAAGAGAGCGAUCGAUCAACAUUUGGAUCAAUACGUUCAAAGCCAUCCGGAUGUUAAACGUUUAAUUUCUUACAACGAAGUCUCACCAUCUGGCGAACAGCUCUACCAUUUUAUUGGUCAUUAUAGAUCUGACUUAACAUCAUGGAGAUUUAUUAGCAAGGGAGAGAAAAAUGGUGAUACAGCUGAAUUUAGGGUUUCUCAACAAGCAAAAAUUGGCAAAUUCUUUAAUAUAUGA
This is a messenger RNA of Porites lobata, 909 nucleotides long. NCBI's taxonomy places the organism in Eukaryota, Metazoa, Cnidaria, Anthozoa, Scleractinia, Poritidae. The record is from the annotation of a GenBank genome assembly.